UGAGUGGCAGCUAGGGUCCUGGUGCCCGGCUGGGAAUCGCGAGUUCCGGGUUCAGCCGCCCACCGAAGCCCGCUAAGCAGGGUUGGACCGAAGCUGACGACUGGGCGGGCGGGAGGUCCUGGUGCAGAGCUCGCUCUGGGGACGGGGGGCCUCGACAACAGCCACCGGUGGGAGCGGGGACUGCGACCCCAAUCAGUUGGAAACGUGCAUCCUUCAGACUCAGACUCCAAAUGGCGCAGUGGGAGAUGCUGCAGAAUCUCGAUAGCCCAUUUCAGGAGCAGCUACACCAGCUCUACUCAGAUAGCCCCCUGCCGGUGGAUGUUCGACAGUACCUGGCCGUCUGGAUUGAAGAUCAGAACUGGCGGGAGGCUGCACUGGGCAAUGAUGAUUCCAAGGCUAACGUGCUCUUCCACCACUUCUUGGGCCAACUGGACGAUAAAUGUAGCCCCUACAAUGAGGACCCUGAGUGCUUGUUGCUACAGCACAAUAUGCGAAAAUUCGCUCGGGACAUCCAGGCAUUUCCCAAGGGUCCUACCCAGUUGGCCGAGAUGAUCUUUAAUCUCCUUCUGGAAGAAGAAAGAAUUCUGAUCCAGGCUCAGAGGGCUCAGUCAGUGGACCAAAGUGAGCCAGCCCUCAAUGCACCUGUGGAGAGCCAGCAGCAUGAAAUUGAAUCCCGGAUCCUGGAAUUAAGGGCUAUGAUGGAGAAGCUGGUGAGGUCCAUCAGCCAACUGAAAGACCAGCAGGAUGUCUUUUGCUUCCGAUAUAAAACCCAGACCCCAGUGAGGACACCCUCUUUGGACCCCCAUCAGGCCAGACAGCAGCAGCUUCUGCAGGAAACUAUCAAUGAACUGGACAAAAGGAGGAAGGAGGUGCUUGAUGCCUCCAAAGCCCUGCUGGGCCGAUUAACUACCCUAAUCGAGCUACUGCUGCCACAGUUGGAGGAGUGGAAAGUCCGACAGCAAAAAGCCUGCAUUGGGGCCCCUCUGGACCAUGAGUUGAAACAGCUGGAGAAGUGGUUUACAGAUGGAGCAAAGUUGUUGUUUCAUUUGCGGCAGCAAUUGAAGGAGCUGAAGGGAUUGAGUCGCAUGGUUAGCUAUUCCAAGGACCCUCUGACCAAAGGGGUAGACUUGCGGGAAGCCCAGGUCACAGAGUUGCUACAGCGUCUGCUUCAAAGUGCCUUUGUGGUAGAAACCCAGCCCUGCAUGCCCCAAACUCCUCAUCGACCCCUCAUCAUCAAGACUGGGAAUAAGUUCAGCAUCCAAGCAAGGCUGCUGGUGAGACUCCAGGAAGGUAAUGAGUCACUGACUGUGGAAGUCUCCAUUGAUAGGAAUUCCCCUCAAAUACAAGGCUUCCGGAAGUUUAACCUUCUGACUUCAAACCAGAAAACUUUGACUCCUGAGAAGGGGCAGAGGCAGGGCUUAAUUUGGGACUUCGGAUUCUUGACUCUGGUGGAACAACGUUCAGGUGGUUCAGGAAAGGGCAGCAAUAAGGGGCUGCUGAGUGUGACAGAGGAACUGCAUAUCAUCAGCUUCACGCUCAAAUACACCUACCAGGGUCUGAAGCAGGAGCUGAAAACGGACACCCUCCCUGUGGUGGUUAUUUCUAACAUGAACCAACUCUCUAUUGCCUGGGCCUCCGUUCUCUGGUUCAAUCUGCUCAGCAAAAACCCCCAGAACCAGCAGUUCUUCUCAAGCCCCCCCAUGGCCCCCUGGAGCUUGCUGGGCCCUGCUCUUAGUUGGCAGUUCUCUUCGUACAUUGGCCGAGGCCUCAAACCAGAGCAACUGAGCAUGCUGAGGGACAAAUUAUUUGGGCAGAACUCUACCCCGGAGAGUGCAUUGUCCUGGGCUGACUUCACUAAGCGAGAAAGCCCUCCUGGCAAGCUACCAUUUUGGACAUGGCUGGACAAAAUUCUGGACUUGGUACAUGACCAUCUGAAGGAUCUCUGGAAUGAUGACUGCAUCAUGGGCUUUGUGAGCCGGAGCCAGGAGCGCCGGCUGCUGAAGAGGACCACCUCUGGCACUUUCCUACUGCGAUUCAGUGAAACAUCAGAAGGAGGCAUUACCUGCUCCUGGGUGGAGCACCAGGAUGAUGAUAAGGUGCUGAUCUACUCUGUGCAGCCCUACACCAAGGAGGUGCUGCAGUCAGUCCCGCUGACUGAAAUCAUCCACCACUACCAGCUGCUCACUGAGGAGAACAUACCUGAGAACCCACUGCGCUUCCUUUACCCCCGAACCCCCCGGGAUGAGGCUUUCGGGCGCUACUACCAGGAGAAAGUCAAUCUCCAGGAACGGAGGAAAUACUUGAAACACAGGCUCAUUGUGGUUUCUAACAGACAGGUGGAUGAGCUGCAACAACCGCUGGAACCUAAGCUGGAGCCAGGGCAGGAGUCAUUAGACCUGGGGCUGUUACUAGAGCCAGAGCCAGAGCCCGAGCCCGAGCUAAGCCUGGAGUUGGGGUCACUGCUGGACGCAGGACUGGAUCUGGGGCCAGUGCUGGAGCCUGUGCUGGAGCCCACACCACCCAUGAUACCACAAACAGUGCCAGAGUCAAAGCUGGAGCCAGAGCUGGAGUCCAUUCUAGAGCCCAUAUCAGAGCCAGUGCCAGAGCCAGAUUUGCCCCAUGAUCUGAGACACUUGAACAUUGAGGAAAUGGAAAUCUUCAGAAACUCUUCUAUGAAGCUUGAAGAAAUCCUGCCAAAUGGUGACCCACCAUUGCCUGCCCCGAGCACCAUGGAUGAUGUCUACGUCUCCUGCCCCAGCCAUUUCCACACGGAUGGACGCUGGAGUCCUUGUGACUUCUAGGAACUACGUUUCCUCUGUUCUUUUCCCUAUUUCUUGCCCCUUGUGCCGCCCACAUUUCCAUGUUCCUCUCCAAUGCUGGGAAAUCAGACAUGUGCCCCUUCUAAACUGGGAAAACCCUGGGAUUUUGGGUGAGAGAUGAAAGGGUAUAGAAGGGCACCAACCAGUCAGAAUGCUGGUCGUAGCUCUCAACAGGAUCCUGGACACUGCCUGCUGUGCUGGGGAGGUGUGAGGGGAGGCCAGGGGUGAGCCAGGAUAGCUGGGGGUACUUGGAGGGCUUAGGGAAGUGACUCUUUUCCAGUACAGAAGAAUUUCAACAUUUUAGUAGCUGGUAAAGCAAAAUUGGGAGCACUGUUGGCACAGUUGGUAAGUACCUUGCUGCUAAUCAAAAGGUCAGUGGUGUCAAUCCACCAGCUGCUCCUUGGGAGAAAGAUAUGGCAGUCUGCUCCAAUAAAGAUUACAGCCUUGGAAACCCUAUGGGGCAAUUCUACUCUGUCCUAUAGGGUCACUAUGAGUUGGAAUUGACUCGGUGGCAAUGGGUUUGGUUUGGUUUAAAGCAAAAUUGGUGCACAUUGGCAUUGCAUCCCCUCAGUGGAGAGGGAGACACAUGAUAGGACUCCUUUUCUCUCUUGUGGCUCCUUCAUGUCUAGGAUAGCCUUGUCCUUUCUUUUUCCCCUCACUCCUCCUGACUCAAGUCCUAAAUUUCUUCUUGACCCACAGCGGCCGAGAGCUUUCUGCCUCUUCCCACCAUGUAAUGCUCCACCCUGAAGAAGGGGAUAGGAGGUAGACCCUCUUCUUGCCAGUCUCUUCCAUCGCUCCCAUGCCCCCCUCCAAGCUAACUGCACCCAUCCCUCCCCUAUAAACAUGCUGCCAACCAAACAUGCUUGUGAAGCUUUGCACACUAACUUAGACUGCCUGGUCUUCACUUCCCCUGUGCUUAAGAGACAGAUCACUCUGGCAGGCCAGAGAUGGUAGGUUACCGGGAAUUUAGGAAUUGCUUUUUGUAGUAUUAGAUAGAGUUUGGUAUUUAUACAGAGGAAAAGAAGUCCUAGCUAUUUGUCUAUUAAGGUAUCAUCUAUUUGCUUUUGUACAAUGUAGUGUUUGCCUGAAAGGAGGGUAUCUACUCCUUGGGUGUGGUCCUGGACAAAGACCAAGUUCCUAGCACUUAAUAACUUUAAAUGUUUAUUAUGGGACUCUAGACAACCUCACACCUCAGCCGUGCCGGGGAAUCCCAGGAGACAACCACGAUUGUCCAAGAUGUGCUGCUUGGUGUAACUUGAGCUAUCAAUGAAAGUGAGGCCCUGUGCAUGUGGCUAUGUCCUGUCUGGCAUGUCAGAGGAACAGUCCUGUUCAGAAAGGGGCCCUUCUGAGCAGAAGUGAGUAAUAAACACUGUAGCACUUCA
This is a messenger RNA of Loxodonta africana (African savanna elephant), 4201 nucleotides long. It is a transcript of the gene STAT2, whose product is annotated as signal transducer and activator of transcription 2. Lineage: Eukaryota; Metazoa; Chordata; Mammalia; Proboscidea; Elephantidae. Bases 231 to 2801 code for a protein of 856 amino acids. The record is from RefSeq and is a predicted model, not a curated record. The transcript is spliced from 24 exons. Gene Ontology annotation, molecular function: DNA-binding transcription factor activity, RNA polymerase II-specific; RNA polymerase II cis-regulatory region sequence-specific DNA binding. Gene Ontology annotation, biological process: cell surface receptor signaling pathway via JAK-STAT; regulation of cell population proliferation; regulation of transcription by RNA polymerase II.